ACUUCCUGCAGAGGGACACACAAACAACAUUAAACAAACCCUCACCGAGAUUAAAAUCAUCGUUUUGCCGUUCCACUUACAGACACAUACACAAAAGCACAACCAUCAUGUCGAUGUCAGCGGCGCAGGCGAGGACAACUCUUAAAGAGGUAAUGCAAUACGCUGAGGAAAGCAUCCACUACGAAGACGACGGGGAACUUGAACUACUAACGGAGAGAGUGCCCAGCUACUUCGAAGUCAGAGUGAACAUUCGUGCAAGCAUCACUGUGAACGGAGAGGAGUCGCUCAGAGCAUGGAUGCUAUUGGCACGGUUCACAGAGACGCGUGAUUUGCAUGUAGACGACAGUGCUGAUACCGGUGCAUACAGCUUGAGAAAAGUGGUUGGUUGGAUGUGCACAGAAGGGAUGUCUGUUGAAGGGGACGUGGAUAUGACAAAGCAACAGCAGGGCGGAACAUACACAACAACUGAUUUCAAGAAGAUGCUCAUGACACAGGCGAGGAAAUGGGGAAUGCUUGUUGAAGAUUCUAACGAUGAGAUGAAGAGCGGUGCAACAGAAAUUCUGUUGCUGUCGCGUUUGAAGGACAUACCGCAAGCUCCCCCGCAAGACUUCCAAGAUCUUCCAGUCAUUAUUGCAAACGGGGUGGAGUAUGUUUUACUCGACCAGCUGGUGGAUUUCAUGCAAAAGAGUCCUCRGGAUCGGAAUGUCAUACAUGAGGCAUUGCAUGAUGUGACAGAGCAAGCACUGGCGGGCAAGGACCUCGUUAACUACAAGGUGCGGACUGUGGAAGAGGAUGUCAUAUAUGGAACUCCAUUAUGGGAUGGAAUAUUCAUGGAAGUUUUGCAUCGCCUCACCAUCGCGACUUCUGACGUGGACAGAAAGAGGUCAAGGGAGGAAGGAUGGAAGUUGAUCGCAAAGGAAGCAGAUGUUGCACUUCAAGCUGCAGAUGGACACACUUCAUCAGGGGAAGAAAUUGACAGAACAGUCUCCUUCGUGCGUGGGAGCAUCAUCACAGUGUCCAGGGAGGAGGUUGAAGAAGAAAAUGUGUUCAAUGAGUGGACAAUGAUAGAACAACAACGGCGACGAGGGUUCAAAGACUCUUCUUUACCAAUCGAUUUUGACUAUGACAUUGAAGAAACAACAGUGAGGAACAAUGAAAAAGAUGCGAAGCCGCCAACAUAUGAGGUGGAAGUGAGUGGCAGCGAUGUGAGCAGCGACGAGGAGGGUGAGGAGUAUGAUGCGUACUGGGAUAUUGAAGCAGGAGGAGGGCAAGCAUCUAAAGGGUGGGCACAUGCGAUUCUCAGGUUGGCACGUGUUUUCCGUAAUCCCCAUUUACUGUUGUGUGUCGUGCUGAAGGAGGCAACACCUGACGGCGCACUCCAGUAUGCAGCACUGACGACCAUUAUGAGAUCAUGCUCGAAUGGAAAAAGAUGGUCACUCAUCGCCAAUCAGAAGGUUUAUGUCGCGAAAGCGGGAUGGCAGGGGCGGAUCAAGAGUACAUCGCCAAAGCUGCGUCGAAUAAGCAAUGAACUGCGAACAACAAGUGUUGUUCUCAUCCCUGUGAAUCACGAAAACCAUUGGAAAUUGCUCUUGCUACUGAAUGUCGGCUAGUUUUUGGCAGUCACGGAGGACAACAAUUGCCAGAAACGACCUGUUGCGAUUGUCAUCGAUUCCUUUCAACAGAGCGUCCGACAGGA
This is a messenger RNA of Chara braunii, 1696 nucleotides long. The record is from the annotation of a GenBank genome assembly. Lineage: Eukaryota; Viridiplantae; Streptophyta; Charophyceae; Charales; Characeae.